This is a messenger RNA of Staurois parvus, 362 nucleotides long. NCBI's taxonomy places the organism in Eukaryota, Metazoa, Chordata, Amphibia, Anura, Ranidae. The record is from the annotation of a GenBank genome assembly.
UCAGGUACCGGAUCAUCUGGAUCAACAGCCGGCAUCGAGUCAACAGGCCUAAUAGGAUCAUCAGGCUGGAUCAGUUCAUUAUGCUGGGUAGAGGCAUCAGGCUGAGUAGGGGCAUCAGGCUGAGUAGAGGCCAGGCUGAACCACGGAAGGCAGGUUCUCCGGUUUGGAUACUGGCAGGAUGGUACUGGUUGGAAAGAAUUUUCGCUUUUUUCUGGUUUUAACUACUGGAGCACUGCAAGUAAAUGCAGGUCUGCAAACGAAUGGAGCAGCUGGAGACAGAGAAGAGCUGGAGGAUGGAACAGUUGCUACAGAGGGCUUUGUUACAGGGUUAAAGGCAGGAUAGGUGCAGCGAGUGGGAACAG